This is a messenger RNA of [Torrubiella] hemipterigena, 2738 nucleotides long. Lineage: Eukaryota; Fungi; Ascomycota; Sordariomycetes; Hypocreales; Clavicipitaceae. The record is from the annotation of a GenBank genome assembly.
AAAACAACUCAUUCUAUUCAUCAUAGACUAGACAAUAACGACUACCUCAUAUAGACCACUACAAUGUCAGCUAAAUCGCCUGAUGGAAAGCCAAUUGAUGUCGCGGAGAACCGCCGACGCAUGGAAAACGGCGAGUACUACUACGCCUUCACUCCGGAUCUUCUCAAGGACCGAAAGCGCUGUACUAUUGCCAUGAAGAAGUUUAAUCGAACAGACCACCCUACUAGACGGGAGAUGAUCACAAUGUGGAAUGACAUCGUUGGUGACACUUCUGCCUUGCCCGAGCAGAAACCAGUGGAAGAAGAGGACGAUGCUCAGUUGGAGGAUUACCCAUGGGUGGAAGCUCCAGUCAGGAUGGACUUUGGCUAUAAUAUUAAGCUGGGCAAGAAUGUCUUCAUCAACGCCAACAGCACAUGGAUCGAUACCUGUACGAUCACCAUUGGCGACCGCGUCAUGUUUGGCCCUGGAGUAUCGCUCUACUCGGGAGGACAUCCUGUAGAUUACAGGGUGAGAAAUGGUAUUAGCGGACCUGAAUUUGGCGGCAAGAUCACUAUUGGUGAGGACUGCUGGAUUGGAGGCAAUGUGAUUAUCCUUCCGGGCAUCACUAUUGGACGCGGUACUACCAUUGGCGCAGGUAGUGUUGUCACGAAAGAUAUUCCGGAAGAGUGUGUGGCAGUCGGCAAUCCUUGCCGAGUGAUCAAGAAAAUCGAUACUAGCAAGCCGCCUAUGACGAUUUAAUGCUGGCGAAAACAUGAGGUACCACUUAAAAUAGAAAACGUUCGGUGUGAAGAAUAUGAUAUAUAGUAUCUGUAGACUCAUGAAGAAGUACUAUGAAUAGGUGAAUAGAGAUAUAAAAAGAGUAUGGUAGAUAUCAUGCCCAUCGUAAAAAGGUGAAAAAAUCAAAGAGUAGAGAUCUCGAACUGAGAAUGAUCCAGCAACGCCUCGCCACAUUGGUUACAAAAGAUAAGAUACAGCAUCUCCAGCCAUAUACCCCCUAUUGGAGACGUACGACUGUAGAUGGUCAUAGACGUUACAUGCGUCUAGAACUCGCCAUCGCCGCCACUUCCCACGGCGCUGGCGGUCCAGAGGCCAACAAGACCCCACCAGUUGACCUUCCAGCCUCUCCAGAGGCCUUCCAGGCCUUGCCCACGGCGCUCAAUUGGGAGCACCGAGCGAACCUUGGUCUUGCCCUUGCGCGAAGCAGGGCGCUGAGCAACUGUGCUUGUUCCCUCGACGGAUGAGAUGUGGUACAUGGUGCCAAAGACACCCUUGUAUUGUCCAAUGGGAACAAUGGUGUCCAACUUGGGCUCCUUCCCACCUAAAGCCCAGACGUACUCGGGGAGGGCUAGCACCGACAUCUGUCCGCGGCGCAAGACAGUCUCAAGUGGCAGCUUAAUCAGAAUGGCAGCCGACGAAGUCACAAACUUGGUGAUGGAAUGCGUAAGAGGCGAGGAUUGGCUAUCCAGUCGGAACUGCGUGCGGAGCAUGAGGGGUAUCGAUAGUGUCAAAACAGGGUUCACUAGAGAGUGCAGAACCGUUGGGAGGGCCAAAACCGAGUGGCAGACGUAGGAAGGCAAUGCUCUUAGUGUAGCUAGAGUGCGGCGCUGACCCUUGCUAGUCGGGGUCAUGAUGAGUCUUGUGCGCACCAGAUCCAGAGGGGCGAGGGCCAAGCCGGUGAUGACGGCAGCAGAUGCUGCCACAAAAAGCGAGGCCCAUGGGUACGGAGUGGCAAUAUCGAUUAAGCGGUCGAUAUCGUCCUUUACGCCAAGAUCGGGCACGUUGAAGACGGCGCUGAAGAAGCUUCGCGACCAGUUCUCCAGCAGUGACUGUAGGACAGUGUAGAGGAAUGUGGCGUUGGAGCCUUUCCAUACACCCCAUGCGCCGUCUCGCUGCCAGAGCUGGCUGAUGACUUCGAGGACAGAGUCUGGUCGCUUUAACUGCAGAAUGUGCUCGGACACUUGGGGUUUCUUGGGGAGGCGCGGCGAUAGCAUGGGUGGCGACAUGGGGGCUCUUCGGUUCGUCAAGGUUCGUGCAUUGUAGGUUGAUGUCGGCGUAUCGGGUCCGUUGUAUGUGAAGAAAGCCGACUCUUCGCCUUCUGAGUCGGAGCCAUCAUUCUAUAUUGAAAUAAUUAGUAAGGAAUUCCGCGUUUCCCAGUUCACUGUAUAAGACGUACAUCGCGAAUGGCCAGCCCAUGCUUCGCAAGCUGCGACUUGAAAGGGUCGUCGUCCACGCCGCCGAGGCCGGCUGUUGGGUCCUGAUCUCGAACUUGGAGGAUCAUCUUGGCCACCUCGAAAGGCUGGGCCAUGAUGACCGACGUGUACUUCCAAACCAGGUUGUUAAUGAGAUCGCGCGCACUCUGGCUGAUGGUGGGCACGUCGUCGCCGAUGUAGCUCUUGUAGUCCAGGUCGCUUAGCAGAUCGCGAGACUUGCCGCCGCCAUACUUGAUAACAGAGCUGCUGCCUGCACCGGCACGAGGCGCCUGGCUACCGAAAAUAUUGCUUGUCGGUUCGGAAACAUGGCCGGGACGGUCUCCGAUGGACGGGGGAAUGUAAUAUGGUCGCAGCGGAUUGACCCCGUCUCUGUGAUGCGUGGCCAUCCUGUUGGAUUCUGUAUGCGUGAUAAUUCAGAUAUUUCGUAGCACCAACGAUGCGCCGAACAAAAGAAUCAAAUCAUCGACGAUGCAACGCGGUACGUGAGUGAAGGAAGAGAAGGAAGCUCUUAGCUCGGGAGAUGAGGGC